Odontomachus brunneus is the source of this 3205-nucleotide messenger RNA. Its product is annotated as glutathione hydrolase 7-like. Gene Ontology annotation, molecular function: tRNA dihydrouridine synthase activity; flavin adenine dinucleotide binding; glutathione gamma-glutamate hydrolase. The record is from RefSeq and is a predicted model, not a curated record. The transcript is spliced from 11 exons. NCBI's taxonomy places the organism in Eukaryota, Metazoa, Arthropoda, Insecta, Hymenoptera, Formicidae. Gene Ontology annotation, biological process: tRNA processing; glutathione catabolic process. Bases 411 to 2648 code for a protein of 745 amino acids. Gene Ontology annotation, cellular component: plasma membrane.
UUUAUCACUUGCUGUUUUUCCAGAAGAGCCAGAAGCUUAUUGGCUAUUGCCGCUUCUUGCUGAGCGGCAAGCGUUUCCGCGUCUGUGUACAAGAAGCCAGCUAUUCAUUAUAUAGAUUUUUUCCUAUUAUACGAUAUUUAUAGUUGAUCGUAUAUUAUGAUUAUUUACAGUACAGAAAGAACAGAAUGUAUGGACAACGCAAUGAAAACAAAAUAAUACAUAUGAAAAAUAGAAAGAUAGAAAAUAGAUGGUUAUCUACUUAAAUAAAAGAGAAAAACUCUGAAAGAUCGAAAUCUAUUGAAGGAUAAAAAAUAGAAACAGAAAAGAAGAAUUGAAGUCUCUUUCCUUUCUAUUUUAUAACUAUACUUUUUAUGUUACAUUUAUACUUACACAAAUAAUUUAUAAUCAAAAUGACUACUGAUAUAAUAGCAAUGUUAAAAGAACCAAAAAUAACAAAGAUAUGUGCCCCAAUGGUUAGAUACAGCAAGUUACAAUUCAGAACACUUGUGAGGCGUUAUGGUUGUGAUAUAUGUUUUACACCUAUGAUCAUGGCAAAUUCGUUUGUACAAUCCUCAAAGGCUAGGGAGAACGAAUUUACAACAUAUAAAGAAGAUAAGCCAUUAAUUGUUCAAUUUGCAGCCAACACUAUAAAUGACUUCAUCAGUGCUACAGAAAUGAUUGCACCGUAUAGUGAUGGUGUGGAUUUGAAUUGUGGCUGCCCACAGCGAUGGGCUAUGAAAGAUGGAUAUGGAGCAGAUUUACUGAAUAAACCAGAGUUGGUAUACGAUUUGAUAUAUCAGAUUAGAAAUCGCAUUCCAAAACCAUUCACAGUAUCUGCAAAGAUAAGAUUGUUAAAGGACAUGCGCAAGACAAUAAUGUUAUGUCAAGCUUUGGAAAAGGCUGGUGCUUCAUUCUUAACAAUCCACGCAAGGACUCCCGAGAUGCGUAACGAGCCGAUCGAAUUAGACAAUCUUAAGCUCCUUAGAGAUUGUGUACGAUUGCCACUAAUUGCAAAUGGUGAUGCCAAAGACUUGGAAAGUGCAGAGACUCUAUUUAGAGAAUCAAGAUGUGAGGGAGUGAUGUCUGCUAGAGGUAUUCUAACUAAUCCAGCAUUAUUUUCGGGACAUUCCGCUACUCCACUUGUUUGUGUUCAAGAUUGGCUGGAUAUUACAACAACAAUACCAACUGAAUUCCAAUGUUUCCAUCAUCACCUGGUAUUCAUCUACUGUGGCAAUGGAUUACAGUUGAUCAUUGUUUGUUUUGUUGCGUUAACCAUUGGCAUUACUACUAUGCUGGUGUUACAGAUUCUUUACACUGACGAUAUGUCACAGAGUAAACUUCAUGGUAUCCAUGGAGCAGUUGCUACUGAUCAUUCAAAUUGCUCUCAAAUUGGCGCCAAGAUACUGAGAAAAUUAGGUAAUGCGGUGGAUGCUGCAGUGGCAGCGACUAUUUGCAUGACUGUAGUAGCACCUCAUAAAACUGGUCUUGGAGGAGGUGGCUACAUAAUGAUACAUAACUCGAAAAAUCAUACCGAUCCCAUUAUCAUCGAUUUUGCAAGUAACACAACAGAAGGUUUCUUCGCGAAAGCUGAGGUGCGUUUGCCAGCCCUACUAAGAGGACUGGAAUUUGCUCAAAGAUCAUACGGCACUUUGUCAUGGCGCGACAUUGUAGAGCCUUCUGCCAGGUUAGCCCGAGAAGGAUUCGUUGUAUCGAAAGAUUUUGUGGACGAAGUAUUGAAAAAUACUGAUUACGGGACGCUUUAUGGUCUUCUGAAUCCAGGCGACACAUUACAGUUGCAGGAACUUGCGAAUACGUUAGACAUUGUAGCAGAGCAUGGCGCGAAAGCAUUAUACAACGGUACUUUGUCGUACAAAAUUCUGCACAGCGAUAUUCUACACGAAAAUCUGCUGCAGCAGUUGGCGAGUUACGAACCUAUCGUUAUAGCCGCGGGAAGUUCGACAUUACGUCGUCAUGUAAUUUAUUAUCCGUCUCAUGCGAGCUCCAUGCAGUCAGUAAUCGAUGUGUUGGAGAGCAUCCCGGUUUUUGCGGGAAAUGCAUCCGCGAUAGAAUCGCAAGCUCUUGUCGCUCAGACAUUGACGCACUUAUAUUUAUUAUUGUCACAAAAUACGCAACCUGUGAAAAAGGAAACAUACACUGGAGUUAUGGCGACGGAUUGGCAAGAUACAUAUGUCUGCGUCUUAUCAGGUUUAGGUUCACCUUUAGGAUUGGGAAACAUGACUGCCGCCGGGUUUUUGUUAGACAAGAACGUCAAUGAGAACAGUCUAUCCACAUUCGUUCCUAUUAUUUUCCAUCAUGAGAAAGGAAGAUGCGGGUUACGUGGAAUACUCGGCUCGGACGAUGCUUUUCUCAAUGGACAAAUCCUGUACAAUCUUAUCGUGCGUGCCUUGAACGUUUCUGCUGCAAUAGAAUACCCCAGAUAUUACCACGUUUCCGACGGUAUGGUGAUUGAGAAUAAUCAAAGACACUCGAUGGAGACUGCAUUACGUAUUCGAUUACAACCCAUGAUAUCCUCGUUACCCACUGACGACAGUCUAUUCAUCAAGAGUGUUAACGCGAUUAUCAGGAGGAAAGACUCGCUGUCGAGUCACUCCGACAGUCGUGGAAAUGGGAUUGCGUCGCGAUUCUAAAUAUAUGUACGAUUUAUUGAUGAAUAUGUAAGGUCUGAUCGAGAAUCUUGAUUGGAGACCGCAAUACUGUGAUAUUAGAAGGUAAUCUCAGUUAUGUAGAACUUUCUACAAGCUCUCCUGUAUGCAUGAUAACUGAUUGUUCAACUUAUAUAAUCAUAUAGAAAACAAGAAAAUAGCAGGACGAUUAAUAUUAUAAACUUCAUUUCUAAGUAUAUUAUUCAAUAUUUUAAAUUAUAAUACUGUUUUAUAUAUGCGCGUCACAUGUACACACAUAAUUAUUACAGAAAGGAAAUAUUUCGCGUCAAUUUGCGUACACGGAAAAAAUAGCAUAGUUGGCCUAUGUAUACAUUUAAUUAUAAUCAGAUUUAUAUGUAUGGAUUAACCAUACUGUUUUUUCCGUGUGUAUAUAUAUGAAUAAUAUCUUCUAAAUCUUUUUUCUCCACUUUCUUCGAACUUCCGUAAAAUAUCUGUAAAACUAAUUUUUAUACAUAAGCGGAUUUUACAAAAGAGAUUUUAUAAAUAAUAAUAUUUUUAAAAUAUAUAAAAUUUUUAACAAG